AGAAAAUCGUCGAUGAUGUGCUCUGCGUGCUCAAUCAAGCAUGUCGUAUCGGAAGCGAAACCGAGCGGAUCCGAUUCCAUUCCGAGAGGACUUUUUAGAACACAACAUGGCAGCUUACAUGAAAUUCAUGUGCUGCGGUGUUUGCCGGCAGAUGUAUGUGUCAUUGCCUCGUAUAGGAAGUACACAAAGAUUUUCCAUCGCAACUAAUCAGCUUCCAAGGUCUAAAUUUUCUCUCCGUCCUAGAGUGCGCCAUCUUUCGUCAUCAUUUAGGAAAGAUUUAAGAAAGUUGACAACAAAAACACCUCAACUAGCAACUGCCGGUGCUAAACCAUUAAAGGAAACCAAAGAUACAAUUGAUAAAAACUAUGAAGUAAAUAAAUCAUGUGAUUCUGAUAAAAUACAUAGACAUUUAUGUGAAGAUGAAAUAAUAAAUAGAAAAAGCAAUGAAAAUGAUUUAUCAGAUAGAACAUUACAUAAAAUACAAAUACCGGGUCAUAGGUUACGACCUAAUGAAGCUAAGAAGGAAGACCCAUCGGUGGCCGACCAGUUAGUGGCCCACGUUGUGCCAUGUCCUAUAGAGCCAGAUGAUGGAAAUAAACAACAGGUUACUGAACUCCCGAAGUGGGUCGAGAACAAAGUGCAAUUAAGUGACCUGCCUUCAUUAUAUAUGCAACUCUCAAAAAGCAGACUUACAGGUUUGGUUGUGCUAUCUGCAAUGGCAGGCUAUGGUAUGUCAUCAGGGGAUUUUGUGCCAACGACCUUUGCCCUCAUGUCUUUAGGAACAUUCUUUACAUCCUGCUCAGCCAAUGCAAUGAACCAGUUUUUUGAAGUACCUUUUGAUUCCCAGAUGCUAAGAACAAGGAAUAGAGUCUUAGUACGUGGACUGCUCAGCUCUACACAUUCUGUGGGGUUUGCAGCGAUAGCUGGCCUCUCUGGUCUUACAAUCCUUGGACUCUUUGUUAACCCCCUCUCAGCAGUCAUCGGCAUCACCACCUGGGCCCUCUACACCAUGGCAUACACCCCUUUGAAACGGAUCAGCAUCGUUAACACUUGGGUAGGGGCAGUGGUUGGGGCAUUGCCUCCUCUGAUAGGAUGGUCAGCAUGUUCUGGAAGUUUAGAAGCAGGUGCGUGGGUUUUAGCUGGUAUUUUAUAUGCUUGGCAGUUCCCACAUUUUAAUGCUUUGAGUUGGAAUCUAAGAAAAGACUAUUCCCGAGGUGGGUAUCGCAUGAUGGCAACAACCGAUCCAGGGUUAUGUCGGAGAGUCGCUCUUCGCCACUGUCUUGCAAUAACCGGUCUUUGUACGCUAGCACCUAUGAUAGACUUAACAACAUGGGCAUUCGCAUUGGACACGUUACCCAUAAACCUCUGGUUCUUGUGGCUCAGCUGGCGCUUCUACCAAAGGGCGGACUCACAGUCUGCUAAGCAACUGUUUCGUUUUAGUCUGCUCCAUCUGCCGCUCAUUAUGCUGCUCAUGAUCAUUAGUAAGAAGAAGUUAAAUCCAAGUAGCACAGAGAAAGACACUUUAGUUAAUUGGAGUAUUAAAAUGGAGAAAGAUGUAGUUUGAAACCAACUUGGGUUUAUGUAGUCAUCCUGUGGAUUGCUAUAAUUUUUAUAUGGCUUGCCAGUGGCUUAACAACCAUGAGCUUCUAAUGGCUGAAAGAGGAGUGCCAGACCCCCGUACAGUAAAUAAUUUUUUCUAGGCCCAUAGGCCUUAAAUGGGCCGAUUGGGGCUGCUUAAUGAGAAGAGCGUGUAAAACUUUAAUAUCAAAAUAUCCUCUUUACAUUUAGAAACACUUGAACUGAUGAGAGCUUUGCUUCUUAUCCCUCUUGGACUCUAUGUGUCCUCCCAGCCCCCAGGUUUGUAAAGCCCAAGAGCCUUAGCCAGGGACCUCAGGAGAAUUUGUUAAGCCAAUGGGGUUUGCAACUCAGUCUUGACAAUCAUCAAGAUGGAUACAGGUGUAUUUGUUAUGCCCUGUUCCUCCAUCCAACUUUGGCCCUAGAAUUGUUACUUGUAACUGUGUGAUAUUGUGUUACCAGAGCACCUAUAGUGUAAUGUAUUAAAAAUUAUUAUUUUACUUGAAAUGUAAUGUAUCUAAUAUGUAUGCUGCAUAAAAUCGUUUUGUUUUAAAGAAUGGUACUUAAAAUUGGGUACAUAACCACAUGACUGAAGGUGUUGAUUCAUUAUGUUCAUUUAUCAACAUGUAGACUGGUUAGUAUACACAAUAAACUGCCCCAACCAGGGCUGUUCACUUGGCCUCUAAUGUGUGUAGGAAUGCAGUGUGUUCAAUUAAGAAUUUCAGAAGAUGAAAUUUUAUGGUUUUAAAACAGUGACCUAUAUAAUGUGCAAACUGAAAUGGCUUUUAUGCUCAGGAAUGAAUUGUAAUUUUGAGCUAGCUAUAGCCUAGAAUUGCACUUGGUCGCACUUUGCAGCAGGUCAAUCGCAGACUCUUACUUAGUCUGGCUGUAGCUUAACUAUAUGUAAAGUCUCAAAAUUUGGUACUAGUAUCUUUUGAAGCUAAAAAUUACAAAUGGAAAAGUACCUUUGGAAAUUGAUAUAGAGUAGUUAACCAGCAUUCCAACUAACCAGUGGCGUAUCUAGGGGUGCGAGGCGGUGCACGCCCCUCCAAAAAUUACUCAACCACUUUCGGACACCUCCCCCACAAAAAAUAAUCACAGUCAAGUUGUUAAAAAGCACCUAAAAUCACCUCAACUGAUCAUCGCACCCCCACCCCCGAUUUCACCUUUGCGCUCCCCCAUUAACAUCCCCCACUUCAAAACUCCUAGAUAUGCCACUGUACCCAACACUUUCAAAAAGUCUGAAAAAAAUCACUCUGGAGAAAACAUGCUUUUUAGUUCAAUCUAGCACCAAGCUAUCGAUUAAAUGUCAGGCCAGGAUCCUGGGAUUAAAAGCAGGAAUCCCCAGGAGUUUGAAGAAGUCACUUCCAGGAGAUCUGGUUAAAAAAGCUUCCUUAACACAUCUUACUAUAUUUUGCUGUGCUUGGUGAUAUCCAUCGGCACCGAAUUGUGCGAGACAAAUAGUAGUCAAAAGUCAGGCAGAUAUUUUGAAUUUUCGGGAGACGAGUUAUAUCUUCCGGAAGAUUAUUGCUUUCUUGUGGGAGUGCGGGAGGCCGUCCUGAUUGCCAUGAGACUCCUGGGACUCCUGUAAAAGGUGAGCAUGUUACCCACCAAACAAUGAACUCAAAAGAAAAACCAAAACAGGAGUCCAGAAAAAAAGAUGCAGAAACUGGAGAUGUCUGCUUCUGUUGACUUGGUGUUUAAAAGUCAUAAGAGUUUUGCGAGCUCUCUUACCAUCUUUUGGUGUAUAGAGGGUCACCCUCUUCAUGGUUUAGGAGAUAUAAAUACUAUUUUUGACAGUAUUAAAGCAUUUUAUAUAUUUUUAUUUUUGGUGAUUUAUGAAAACAGCUGCUUUGUGUAGCACAAUUGGUAUAAAAUGGUUUAUUUUCAUUUUGUUCACAAUUUUUUGGGACUAUUACUUUCAGAUUACUCGUUUCAUGUUGGUGAAAUCAAAAUUUGUUGGGUUGAACUUUUGGUGCAAACACCAAGGAGAACCCAUGAAAGUCUUAAGAUUCAUUUCUAGUGGGGUUGUUUUGGUAGUGAUUGGGCAAUACACCAGAAGACCGCCAUCCUGUACUGUACUCUGUACUCUGCCAGGACCAACAGCUAAAAAUGUCUCUUCCGAAAAAACGAUGCCUGUGCGCUUUUUCAUACUUGCAUGUUAGCCCUCAAGCUGAAAUACAAUGAGAGCAGAAGAUAUACUUGACACAUAAUAGCUACCACCAGUUUUGCCAACUGAGUGUUCCGAUGGGGGUGGGGGAACCACAAAAUUUUCAGAAUAGAUAAGUGAGUAUCGCUCAUUUCAAUACAACAUUGAUAUUUUAAAAUUCAGUGGUCAAACAGUGGGGAGCGUGCACGUGUCCCCCGUAUUCUCCUACUGGGUCCGCGCCUGGAGCUACAUUUCUGUCAAACAAAAACAUGAAGUAAAAGAACGUGCAGUAGUUUUUGCACACCUGUGAUAUAAUAUUCUUCUUUGCAUGCCCAUUUUUGUGAUUCUAGUUCAAAUCCUGGUAAAUUUUAAGUCUCGGAGAAUAAUUACAGUACUAAUAAAAUUUCAAUUUACAUCAAA
This is a messenger RNA of Anneissia japonica, 4144 nucleotides long. RefSeq names its product protoheme IX farnesyltransferase, mitochondrial-like. Gene Ontology annotation, cellular component: mitochondrial membrane; mitochondrion. The record is from RefSeq and is a predicted model, not a curated record. Gene Ontology annotation, molecular function: protoheme IX farnesyltransferase activity. NCBI's taxonomy places the organism in Eukaryota, Metazoa, Echinodermata, Crinoidea, Comatulida, Comatulidae. The transcript is spliced from 7 exons. Gene Ontology annotation, biological process: heme biosynthetic process. Bases 41 to 1564 code for a protein of 507 amino acids.